This is a messenger RNA of Brassica napus (rape), 1200 nucleotides long. RefSeq names its product B3 domain-containing protein REM9-like. The record is from RefSeq and is a predicted model, not a curated record. Gene Ontology annotation, molecular function: DNA binding. Bases 515 to 1108 code for a protein of 197 amino acids. The transcript has 3 exons. NCBI's taxonomy places the organism in Eukaryota, Viridiplantae, Streptophyta, Magnoliopsida, Brassicales, Brassicaceae.
CCCGGAUUCUUUAUUGUACCUGACGUUAACACAAUGGUAGCAGCUCCACAGUCGCACGUCCUUGGAAUUCCACGCUGUAGAUCCAUCUAAUUUAUACAUCAUAGCACACAAAAAUAAUGCAAAAUCGAACAAGGCCAAAAUACAAAAAAUAAUUCAAAAUCGAUUUUGGACGAAAGAGACUUACUUUAGGUUUUAGAAGUCGACUCUGGUUUUUCCUUUAUCUUUUACUUGUAAAUAUUGGAAAUAUAAUAGGGAAAUCAUAUUAAAUAUAAAGAUCACGCGUGUCCAAAUAAAAUAAACAUAUAAUGACCUCGAUAUCGUAAAUUACUCGGACAUGCGUGUCAGGACAUAACUCGACACUGAGUUAAAUUAUGUAUGACUCUUUUGGCCAACUUUUAUUUUUCGACAUCAUUAAAUAUUAACAAUUUUACGACUGAGGUUUAGUUUUCGGUAUUAUUAAUUAUUAACAAUGUUACGGCUGAGUUUUAUUCUUCGGCAUUAUUAAUUAUUAACAAUGUUACGGCUGAGUUAUAUUUUCCGGCAUUAUUUACUUUACACAAGGAAAAAAAAAAGAAAUCAUUUUCGUCCCAACGCGAAAAAAAAGAAAAGCUCUCGACGACAGGCGAUUUCGAAGCGUCUCGAUACGAAGAUGCCUAAUUCGCACAAACCUCAUUUCUUGAAGCCUCUGCUUCCCGAUUUCCACAGUGGCGUGACAAUACCACUUGGCUUCUUCUCACAGCACAUAGAAGGGAAGACAAACCGGAAAACAUGGAAACUAAGAUCGGACGCUACAGAUCAAACUUGGGAAGUGAUACAAGAAGGCAGGAGACUCACCGGAGGUUGGAAAGAUUUCACCACAGCACAUGACCUUCAAAUCGGUGACAUUGUCAUCUUCAAACACGAAGGAGAUAUGGUGUUUCAUGUCACACCAUUUGGUCCUAGCUGUUGUGAGAUUCAGUAUACACAUCCUCACAUCAUCAAGGAAGAAGCCGAUGCGGAUGAUGCUCCUUCUUUCUCAUUUGACUAUUGUUUUCAGGCUGAGGUCACUGCUUCGAAUCUAAAAGAAGACAAACUUGUGAGUCGAUUUUCAGUUAUAGACCAUAUUUAGUUAGUUAUUAACAUAUGGUUUGAUCUGUUCAGUGUCUUUACGUUCUGUGUUUGCAGUAUUUAGUUAGUUAUUAACAUAUGGUUUGAUCUGUU